Molecule: messenger RNA, 2016 nt
Organism: Quercus robur (English oak)
Lineage: Eukaryota; Viridiplantae; Streptophyta; Magnoliopsida; Fagales; Fagaceae
Exons: 2
Coding region: 236-1408 (390 amino acids)
Source: RefSeq, a predicted model, not a curated record
CGCCUCCAUCGCUCCCUAUUACACACGCCAGCCUCCAUCAGUCGACAUCUGCCAUCGGCCUCCACACGCCGGCCUCCACAUACCCUACUUCCCACACGUAUUCACUGUCACUCUCACAGCCUCCACUCCACACUAAUCUGCCUCUGCUGCCGGCCCUUCACACGCCGGCCUCCCCACACAAACCCUUAGAUGUAUAUGUCUAGCGCCGCUGACACCACACAAACAGCAGAGGGUGAUGUCUCUAAGGGCGUUGUUGAAGUCGAAGUUGAAGACGACCACCACUGCUUCUGCUACUGCUUGUACUACUUCCCUUGUGAAACAAUUCCUCCGCCGCUUAUCCUUAUCUAGCCGCCAUGAAGAAGAAGAAGAACAGCAUCAGCGUUGUCAUCAUCAGCACACCCGCACGAGCCGAAUCCUGAUAUGCUACAGAGAAACUAGAUUGUAUACUGGAUCAGAAACCGUGGCACAUUAUUAUUCUGCAGAGAUCAAUGAGGGUGGCAAAAAUAUAGGACCCGCCACUCUCGUCUUCACAGUUCCUGUUAUAUCAGCUCUAACGGACCUUUAUUUUUAUCAUCUUCCUCAUAAAAUCUAUGAUCCACUCAUCAAAGAAGGAUUUCUGCUUCUUCGCAAUGAUAAUCCUGUGAAAGGCAGUACUAUAGAUAUCUUAAACAUCAACACAGCCGAGAUCAAUACUGCAGAGCGUUUCACUGUUCACCUUCCAGAACACUUUAGUUAUUUCGGUUUUGGGUUUGAUCCUCUGUCCAACCAAUUCAAGUUAUUCAGUUUUCGUAGCAUUCUCACGCUGUUCAGUCACGACGUUAACAAUUGGAGAGAGAUAGAGCCUGAAAACUACUGCGGAAUUCACUUGAAUCAGAUAAGGUAUGCUCAGAAUGAUUUUGGUGUUUCUGUUAAUGGGGCAGUGUAUUGGCUUGUCAAAAUGUAUGACGACCUGUUUAAGGUACUGGCAUUUGACCUCCACGAAGAGACUUUUAGACUCAUCACUAUCCCUGAUGAGUUGAAAUCAAACAAUAAAACAGCUCUUUUUUUGGAUUGUGGUUGUGGACGCUUGGCUUUGAUAAAUGGGUUGCAUGACAAGUUGGAUGUUUGGAUAUUGGAGGAGGACUACCACAAUCACAACUACUCUUGGGUUAAACAAACUAUUCGUUUUCCUUUUGAUAUUUCUGAUUUGACGCCGAGGAGUCACAUUCUUGCCAUCGACACUAACACUGGUGAGAUCUUUCUGGAAGCUCAUGCGUAUAAAGAGGAAAUGCCGUUUCUCUAUUAUCAUACAAAGACAGAAUUUUUGAAGAGGCUUGGGAUCCCGGGAGUGCCUCAAUGGCUGGUAAUGAAAUCUGACAGUUGCAAAUUCGUCGGCAUUACCUUCUAUGGUGAAGGAGGGAAAAAUUAGGAUUACCUGCACUUUGAAGGAUAGGAGCAGGUAAAGAAGUUAGCCAAAGCUAUGUUAGUCGAAGCUAUGUGCUACCUAGCAAUUAGCAUAAUUGCUAAGGGAUUGUAUGGUACUAAACAAGCAAGUAGAAUAGGACUGGUAAAUGCAGGGAAAUGUCUUUGAAAUAAGUACAAAGGAGGACUCUUCCCAAUCCUUUAUAUUUGGGGUAUUGUUUUAUUGGCAGCUGGACAGGGUAGCACAAGAACUGGCUCUUAUGGCAUACAAUUUAUCAUGGGAGGCUUUCUCAACUUGUCUCAAGAAAUGCCUAAGGGCAUUGAUUACAUGGACUUUUGCAAUUGUGCCAACCAUAGUUGUAGCUCUUGUGUUUAAAAACAUCUUAAGCUUCAUUGGUUUUUUUGAAUGAAUGGCUUAAUGUGCUUCAGUCAUUACAGAUUCCUUUUGCGCUUAUUUCCCUUCUUACCUUGGUGGCCAAGGAGCAGUUUAUGGGGGUCUGCUAUUUUUUCAGUGUGUGCUGACAGUCAUUGUUUAUUUGCCUAGCCUGUAGCCUUGUGGCUAUGUGGGUGAAGGGUUUAAGGAUGGGUACAAAGAAAAAGGCACCUCGUAGUCCA